AUGUCGGGAUUUGCGGUAUGGUGUACCAGUACUACAUUAGGUGGUCUGAACUACGUUAAUAACGGCUUAGUUGGUAUAAAUUCAAAUAGUCAAACAGAUGUGCAACUCGGCAACGGAUUUUACUUGAAACCUGGUCAAUUAAUAUUUCAUCCUGGCGUUAACAAUGCUCAUGCGUGUCUUCGUUUUACAGUUCCGUUAGCUGGCUUCUAUGAUGUGGAAGGUAUAUUCUUUUCACCGGGACUUCCUAGUACUCCAAAUGGGUAUGCAACCACAGAUGUACAUUUGUCCAUUAAUAAUGUUGAGCUUCGAUCGUUGUGGAUCAAUCAAAACUCAGGCAUGUUGAUCUUUCGUCAAAUUUAUUUGAACGUUGGUGAUUAUGUUCAAUUCGAAAUUGGAUGGGGACAAAACAAUAACUAUGGUUCUGAUACAACUGCUGCAAAUAUUACAAUUGUAGCCUACAGCUAA
Messenger RNA from Adineta steineri, 465 nucleotides. The record is from the annotation of a GenBank genome assembly. NCBI's taxonomy places the organism in Eukaryota, Metazoa, Rotifera, Eurotatoria, Adinetida, Adinetidae.